AUGUCAAAGGGCAAAGAGAAAGUUAGCAGCAGCAGCAAGCAAUUUAGGUGGCUGCCACCCAUGCAUGAAAUGAUGCUUAGGAUACUUACAAAGAAGGCUGCAAAGGGCAAUAAGCCCUCUAGUACUUUUAGGGCCGGCUCCUUUGCUCUUGUAGCGAAGGAGAUAACGGCCCAAUUCGAGGUUAAGUGCCACCCGUCCUAUGUUGACAACCGGAUGCGAACUCUAAGGACCAUGUGGUCCACUAUUCAAACUCUUAGAAAGAAAAGUGGAUUUGGUUGGGACGAAAAUCUGAAAAUGAUAACUUGUGACGCUAAAACAUACCAAGAAGAAGUUAUGGAUUCCAUUGCUUUUAUAAGGUUUUUCAAAUAUAACUUUCAUGUCACCUUAGCUAUGCACAUCGAAAGCAUGCAGAAUAUCUUAACAAAAAAAAUUGACUUUUAUGAUGAAUUAGCGAUUGUUGUGGGGAAGGACACAACCACAGGUGGCUUUUCUAAGUCCUAUGUGGAUAUUGAAAAUGAGCCAGAGAGUGGGGAUAGUGCAGAGUUUGUUGCAGAUAAUGUGGAGGAAUGUGUGGUUGAAAAAGGAAAGAACACAGUUGAAUCAUCCACCACUGGGUCGGGAAUUUCCAAGUCCCGCAAAAGAGAGCGUGCACCUUCUAAUGCUGAUGAUAGUGUGCUGACUAAUCUGUCUGAUCAGCUGAAGGAAAUAGUUGUCGCUCCGAAAGAAAUCAAUCGGGGCCCGGUGGAUUACAUAGCUUUGUACAAUGAGGUAAUGGCUAUGAUGGCAGAUGGAUAUAGCGAAGAUAUGCUCGCUAUUGCCUUCAACCAUCUUUGUGAAAAUGAGAAGACGGCACGUGGAUUUUUAGCCAAGAAUGCUAGGUUGAGGAAGCUGUGGUUAGAUGGUUAUUUGUUCUCACAAAUUUGA
Messenger RNA from Quercus lobata, 924 nucleotides. RefSeq lists its product as uncharacterized. The transcript is spliced from 3 exons. The coding region runs from base 1 to 924 and encodes 307 amino acids. Lineage: Eukaryota; Viridiplantae; Streptophyta; Magnoliopsida; Fagales; Fagaceae. The record is from RefSeq and is a predicted model, not a curated record.